GCAUAACAAAAUGAAAAUGACGCCAUGUCAUCACAAUAUGACUACGACAGAUGAUUGUGUCAAGUACGAUCCUUUUCUGGACUAUAUUAGAAAUUUCUAAAAUGUCAUUCUUUCAGAAACUGCUUAAAAGAAAACCAAAACGUGAUGUUAAUCAAUAUUCACCAAGUGUAACUGACUGUUUGAAUAGAGAAGAAAAUGGCGUCUUUACAAGCAGCUCGGAGAAAAAAUCAAAUUUUUAUUCAAGACGGAAGUUGAUGGAAACUCAAAUGGCUGAGAGAAUGAUAAGGAGAAGGGAAAAUAAUGCGAAGGAAUCAACGGACUCAGAUGAUGAUAGUGAUGAAACAUCUGAAGACUUUGAUGAUCGGAUGGCUGAAAACCGGAAACGGAAGUUAAAAUCACAAAUUUAUAAGUUAAGGAGACAGAGAGAGAAGUUGAGGAGGCGGCAGACGGAUGCACUAGCCAUGGAACAAGAGAUCCGGGAGGUAAUGUCUCUCAUCAGGAUAACCAAACAACAAACAGAAGCACUGAAGGAAGACGUUCUUAACAAAAAAUGUGAAAUGAAGUUUCUAGCAACAGAGGUGCCCGAGGGAUACGAGAUGGAGGCAAGGAAAAAGGAACCGGUGUUCUAUAAGAAAUACAACAACGUGAAAUCAGCUUCAGAAGCCAAUAACCUGCUGACAAACUUACGGCAAAAAAUAAAGGCUUUACAAUAUAUUGAAUUACUGACGUACAACAAAUAUUUGGAACAUAAACAUGAUGUCAAAUCGUGCUCAGUUAAGCAUCGAUCUGGUGCUUUGUCUAAGAAUAAGAAGCGUCAUUUCGGCCCUUUAAAGGACGCUAUUCAAUUCGGUAGCGCAGGAAAAGGUUGCAAUUCGGAAGCCAAUUCUGCCGACCAAGAAGCAGACGACAUUCCAUUGCACGCGUUUGCCACAGUGACCAUUGAGUCACCGACGCCGCCACAGCAAUCAACACCAUCUACCCCGCCAAUGCAAGCACCAGCUCCACUACUUCCGGCACAGCUGUUUCGCGGUCCUUUAUCACUGGUGUCAUCCGCUAACAUGGCAACAGAAACAUUUAUAUAAAAUAAAACUUUGAAAAGUA
Messenger RNA from Mercenaria mercenaria, 1101 nucleotides. RefSeq lists its product as uncharacterized. Bases 51 to 1082 code for a protein of 343 amino acids. The record is from RefSeq and is a predicted model, not a curated record. NCBI's taxonomy places the organism in Eukaryota, Metazoa, Mollusca, Bivalvia, Venerida, Veneridae. The transcript is spliced from 3 exons.